UGGAAGAGUCUUGCUGGAGAAGGAAACCCCAAGUUAAGAUUUCCCUUCUCACAAUGAAGACUACUACCAUGUCUUCAUCUACUUCUUCGACGAUAUCGAUUCCUACGCAAUCAUCAAACUAUGAAGAUGAAAUGUUUAUGAACAAGAAUUUGCUUCUCUCGGAUAGUGUCAAGGACUUGAGAAAUUUGAGAUCACAAUUGUACUCAGCGGCCGAGUAUUUUGAAGCAGCUUAUCCUAAUGACAAACAGAAACCAAUAUUGGUCAGCAACUUGAAAGAUUAUACUAUUAAAGCUCUUGUUAAUACCGUCGAUCAUUUGGGCUCAUUAACAAAUAGAGUGAACCUUCUUGUUGAUGAGAAAGUUGAUGAAGUUUCGGCGACACAAUUACGAGUCUCUUGCAUUGAGCAGAGAUUAAGAACAUGUCAAGCGUACAUUGAUCAUGAGGGAUUUGCUCAGCAGUCCUUAGCGAUAGCGACUCCAAAGCAUCAUAAGCGGUAUAUCUUGCCAGUUGGGGAAUCUGUUUUCUCUGCUGGGCAUACUAUAUCAGCUUAUCAAGGGAGUGGCUUAGGAGAUGAAGAUAAUUGGGAUAAGCUGAAGAAUGCUGUUCGAACGACAUUCAGAAAUGCUCCACCAUCUUCACUUGGAAAUGUGUAUACUCCUAUCACCACUAAACCGACACAUCAAGGACAGGCACAAGAAGAUGAAGAAAAUUGGAAAAAGUUGAACAACUCUGUUCAAGUUGCAGUAAAAAAUGCCGAACCUUCUUUAGUCAGAAGUACACGUUCUCCAUCACCUACAAGUAAAACACCACAACCUCCAGGGCACAAUCAUGAAAAACUGAAUAAUGUUGUUCGAGGGACACUCAAAACCCAACCAUCUUCGAUCGGAAAAGGACGUUCACCGUCUCCUACAUUGCUUUCUAUGCAACACGGUCUGUUUUCUUUCAGAGAUAAGCAAAAAGUGUCUGAUAAAGAACCAGACUCACCUCGCUCUAAAUUUCCACUCUUACGUUCUGGAUCUACCUCCGCUAGAUCGAGCCCAAAGAUUUUGAGUAGAUCUACAACUCCUAUCCCGGGUAGAUCGAUGACUCCUAUCCUGAGUAGAUCAACAACUACUAAAAUCCCUUCUGGUAAUACAAGCAAACGGUAUCCUGCGGACCCUCCGAAGUCAUUUAUAACACGUGCCUAUGCUGAUACGGACAAUCAAAAAGCCAGUGCUGAUAAGGACAACCACAGAUAUAUUGAGCAGCAUCAAAGUAAAAGCAAGCGCAUACUCAAAAACUUGCUCAGUCGACGCAAGUCAAAGAAGGCCGAUUUGUAUACCUUCUUGGAUGAAUAUUAAAAGGAACAGAAGUUCUAAACUGACAGCGGCAAAAACGCUGCCAAGUCCCAUCCCGAUUGGUCCAUGACGGCGAAAAUAUGUUCAUUUUUUAUUUGUCAGUGUCCAAUGUUUUUGAGGUGCUUUAGAAUCCGUCUGUCUAAAAGUGUUCUGAGAGGACAGUCAAGUGAAGCAUCUAAGUAGAUACCUUAAGAGGACAGUCAGUGAAGCAUCAAAGUAGAUAGCUUGUCUAUAGAUUUUCUUUUAUCCUUGUUUUAAUACCCAAAUUGUACUUAACAUGUAGCUUUCUUUCGGCACAAUGCCCUGACAAGUUUGGCUUUUGU
This is a messenger RNA of Papaver somniferum (opium poppy), 1660 nucleotides long. RefSeq names its product protein ABIL2-like. The transcript is spliced from 14 exons. The record is from RefSeq and is a predicted model, not a curated record. Lineage: Eukaryota; Viridiplantae; Streptophyta; Magnoliopsida; Ranunculales; Papaveraceae. Bases 54 to 1340 code for a protein of 428 amino acids.